This is a messenger RNA of Misgurnus anguillicaudatus (oriental weatherfish), 4131 nucleotides long. Lineage: Eukaryota; Metazoa; Chordata; Actinopteri; Cypriniformes; Cobitidae. The record is from RefSeq and is a predicted model, not a curated record.
AUGGAAAUCAAUAAAAGAACAGAGAGGAAUAAAGAGCAUCAGUAUGAGACAUCAGAGGCAGACAUUCAGAACGCUGAAGACGAUCUUCCCAGGAUCUUCAAGGAUCUUGAGCAUGAAAUAAACACAUUUCAGAAGAAAGAGCUGGAAAGGUUUCAGAAGAUAUUAAGAAAUGGAAACAUACAAGACUUAGUGAAAGACUAUAAGGACAGAAACCAAAUCAGAGAAGCAUUUCUUGAUAUCACACUCCACUUUCUCAGAUGUUUGAAACAAGAUGAACAUGCUGAUAAGCUGGAAGAUGAGCUGGUCUACAUCUGUAAACUGAAAUCUAACCUGGAGAAGAGGUGUCAACGUGUAUUUGAAGGAAUUACAAAUCAUGGUGACUCCACACUUCUAAAUAAGAUCUACACAGAUCUUUACAUCACUCAGGGUGGAGGUGAACAAAUCAAUACUGAACAUGAGAUAAGACAGAUUGAAGUCACUUCCAGGCAUCUAGAAACAUCAGAGACACAGAUUGAAUUCAGAGAUUUGUUCAAACCACAUGAACGAGACCAAAACAUCAGAUCUGUGCUAACAAAAGGAGUUGCUGGCAUUGGAAAAUCUUUCUCUGUGCAAAAGUUUGUUCUAGACUGGGCCGAAGGAAAGGAAAAUCAAGAUAUCAGUUUCAUAUUCCCUCUUCCUUUUCGAGAGUUGAAUUUAAAGGAUAAAGAAAGAGUAAGUCUGAUGGACCUUAUAAUUCAGUUUUUUCCAGAGAUAAAAGGACUGAACCUUACAAGAAAAAAAGUGCUGCUGAUCUUUGAUGGAUUGGAUGAAUGUCGUCUUCCUCUGAAGUUUGACAGUAAUGAGAUUCUGCGUGAUGUCACAUCUCCUGCUUCUCUGGAUGUUCUCCUAACAAACCUCAUCAAAGGAUAUCUGUUUCCUUCUGCUCUCAUCUGGAUAACCACCAGACCAGCAGCAGCCAGUAAGAUAAUACCUGAAUGUAUUGACCGGGUGACAGAGGUACGAGGAUUCAAUGAUGCACAGAAGGUGGAGUACUUCAGAAAAAGAUUCACUGAUGAGAAUAUGGCCAACACAAUCAUUGAUCAUGUUAAAAAAUCAAAGAGUCUCUUCAUCAUGUGUCACAUCCCAGUCUUCUGCUGGAUUUCAGCCACUGUCCUUCAGAACAUUCUGGAGAAGAAGAGAAACAACCAGUCUGACAAAAAAUCUGAAGAUACUCCUAAAACUCUGACACAAAUGUACACACAUUUCUUUCGCUUUCAGAUUCAACAAAGCAGAAGAAAGUAUGAAGGAGAAUAUUCACCUGAUAUUUGCUGGGAUAAAGAUGUUAUCCUUUCACUGGGAAAACUGGCAUUUCAAAACCUGGAGAAAAGCAAUUUGAUCUUCUAUGACUCAGACUUGGAGGCCUGUGGCAUUGAUAUAACUAAAGCAUCAGUUUACUCAGGGAUGUGCACACAGAUCUUUAAACAGGAAACAGGGAUAAUAACUGGUACCAUGUACUGUUUUGUUCAUUUAAGCAUUCAGGAGUUUACUGCAGCUCUGUAUGCACAUCUGUUUCUGGACAUGACAAAGAAAAAUGUGUUUGUUCAAGAUCACACAGGACAGGAAAACAAUGAAACAAUGAUUGGUUUACUGAAGACUGCAGUGGAUAAAGCACUUGACAGUGAAAAUGGACAUCUGGAUCUUUUCCUUCGCUUCCUCCUGGGUCUGACACUUGAGUCCAGUCGUCCGCUCUUACGAGGUCUUUUAACACAAGAAGAGAGCAAUGAACAGAGCAACAAGAAGAUAGUUGAGUACAUCAAGCUGAAAUUUAAUGAUAAUUCAUCAGCAGAGAGAUCCAUCAAUCUGUUUUACUGUCUGAAUGAACUGAAUGAUCAAUCUCUGGUGAAGGAGAUUCAAAAGCAUCUUAAUGAAGGAAGUCUCUCAUCUGCUGACCUUUCACCUGCUCAGUGGUCUGCUCUGGUCUUUGUGUUGCUGACAUCAGAAGAAGAAAUGGAGGUCUUUGAGCUUCAGAAAUUCAAGAAAUCAGAUGAAUGUCUCAUUAGAUUAUCACCAGUUGUCAAAACAGCCAAAAAGGCUUUGCUAAAUGAUUGUUAUCUAACAGAUAAAGGUUGUUCAGCUAUAGCUAAAGUUCUGGGGUCAGAUAGCCAUCUGACAGAGGUCAACAUGAGCAAUAAUAAACUGAAGGAUUCAGGAGUCAAGCUGCUCUGUGAUGGACUCAUGAACACAAAGUGUGAAUUAAAGAUCCUAAGGCUAAAUAAAUGUGAGCUGACAGAGAAAAGUUGUUCAGCUCUAUCUACAGUUCUCAGUUCAGACUUCAACAGUCUAAAGGAGCUUGAUCUGAACAAUAAUAAUCUACAGGAUUCAGGAGUUAAGCUGCUCUCUGAUGGACUGAUGAAUGUUAAAUGUGGACUUGAAAUACUGAGUCUGUCACGCUGUAAUAUUGGAGAAGAAGGUUAUGUUGCUUUAUAUUCAGCUGUGAGAUCAAACCCAUCACAUCUGAUAGAGCUGGAUCUCAGAGGAAAUGAUCCUGGAGAAUCAGGAGUUAAACUCAUUUAUCAGUUAAUACAAGAUCAAAACUGUACACUGAAGAAAGUCAGAUUGUUACAGAGUCCUUCUGCAAAAGAAGCUCAUCGGUAUCUGAAUAAAGUUGUUGGUAAAGAGAUUUUACUCCAGAGAGAUCUGAAUUUGAAUGAUCAUAAACUACAAGAUUCAAUACUGCUACAGAUCUGUGAUCUACUGAAGGAUAAACACUGUAGACUCAACAAACUCAUAUUGAGUGGUUGUGGUCUAACAGAAGAAAGUUGUUCAGCUUUAGCUUCAGUUUUAAGAUCAAAGCCCGGUCUAAAAGAGCUCGACAUGAGCAACAAUAAUCUACAGGAUUCAGGAGUCAAGAAACUUCACAACGGAUUACAAAAUACAAACUGUCAACUACACAAACUCAGAUUGAGUGGUUGUGGUCUUACAGAAGAAAGUUGUUCAGCUUUAGCUUCAGUUUUAAGAUCAAAGUCCGGUCUAAAAGAGCUCGACAUGAGCAACAAUAAUCUACAGGAUUCAGGAGUCAAGAAACUUCACAACGGAUUAGAAAAUACAAACUGUCAACUACACAAACUCAGUCUCUCAUGCUGUAGUAUUGGAGAAGAAGGUUAUGUUGCUUUAUGUUCAGCUGUGAGAUCAAACCCUUCACAUCUGACAGAGCUGGAUCUCAGUGGAAAUGAUCCUGGAGAAUCAGGAGUCAAACUCAUCUAUGAUUUAAUACAAGAUCCAAAAUGUGCACUGAAGACUGUCAGGUUAUUGAAAAGCUCUUCUGCAGUUGAAGUCUUCAAGUAUCUGAGUGAAACUCUUGGUAUAAAUCCUUUACUCCAGAGAGAACUGAAUCUGAGUAAACAUAAACUAAACAACACAAGAGUGAAACAGAUCUGUGAUCUACUGAAGGAUAAACACUGUAGACUCAACACACUCAGGCUAGGACAGUGUGGUUUGAAAGAUGAAGUUUUUUUUGCUGUACGUUUAAAUCCUUCACAUCUAAAACAGCUGGACCUAGGUGGAAAUAAACUAGGAGACGUUGAAGUUGAAUCUCUCUGUUUUCUACUGGGAAGUAAACAUGUAAAGCUGGAAACACUAGGGUUGUGUGGUUGCAGUAUUACAGAGAAACAUUGUGUUCAUCUGAUUUCAGCCCUGUAUUCAAACCCUUCACACCUGAGAGAGCUGAACCUCAGUGAGAAUAAACUUAAAGACUCAGGAAUUAAACACUUGUGUCAUCUUCUGAAACAUUCAGACUGCAAACUGGAGAAACUAAAGUUGUGUGGAUGCAGUAUUGAAAAUAAAAGGUGUUAUAAACUGAUUUCAGCUCUGUGUUCAAACCCUUCACACCUGAGAGAGCUGAACUUCAGUCGGAAUAAAAUCAAGGACUCAGGAGUAAAACAUUUAUGUGAUCUACUGAAUAAUUCAGACUGCAGACUGGAAAAACUGAACCUAAACAAGUGUAAAAUCACAGAUGUUGAUUCUUUAGCUACAACUUUGGCUGAUACAACAACAACAUUGAGGUUUCUUGAUCUGGGAAACAAUAAAAUAAAAGACACAUCAUUGAAUCAGCUUCAUGAAGUACUGAAGAGAUCUAACUGUGAACUCAGUUAA